Molecule: messenger RNA, 372 nt
Organism: Saccharomycopsis crataegensis
Lineage: Eukaryota; Fungi; Ascomycota; Saccharomycetes; Ascoideales; Saccharomycopsidaceae
Exons: 2
Coding region: 1-372 (123 amino acids)
Source: RefSeq, a predicted model, not a curated record
AUGGAUGAUCAUGCCAGCACUAGUUUUUUCAGAAUUACUCAUCGUUUACCACGUUAUAUUGGUACCAAGCAUCCUGAAGCUAAUAUACCAACCAUUGAAGUGUCCACUUAUGGAAGUCUUCCUAUUAGCGAGUUCAUUAGUACAUCUUUGAUGUUGAUUAUCACAAACUCUUCAGAUUUUACCAGUGGUAUAUUUUCUAGUUCUUCAGCCAACAGCUCCUCUAGCAUCUGUGUUCCACUUUCUGACUACUUGUUUCUCAUUAGUCGUGGUACUUAUGAAAACAGUGACGGCGGCACUAAUGAUUCAUCUGGAGUGUUUUUCAGCUCAGCCACUGCCAUUUUCAUAGUGAUUAUUGGCGCCACUGAUGCCUGA